Molecule: messenger RNA, 1530 nt
Organism: Crotalus tigris (Tiger rattlesnake)
Lineage: Eukaryota; Metazoa; Chordata; Lepidosauria; Squamata; Viperidae
Exons: 7
Coding region: 133-1461 (442 amino acids)
Biological process (GO): defense response to bacterium; phagocytosis, engulfment; positive regulation of B cell activation
Cellular component (GO): blood microparticle; external side of plasma membrane; immunoglobulin complex, circulating
Molecular function (GO): immunoglobulin receptor binding; antigen binding
Source: RefSeq, a predicted model, not a curated record
AUCGAGCCACUAUUUCUCCUUUAAAGGAGUCAGUUGGUUUUAUUUUUAAGGCUACACCCACUAACAGAAAGUUUGUGCAUUCUCCAGAAUCCUUUCCUAUCCAUUACUCUCCAUUCAUUUGGGGGAACAAAAAUGAUCCUGUGGCUAAACCUGGUGUCCUUACUAGCAGUCCUCAGAGGUGUUCGAUCUGAGGUUCAGUUGGUGGAGUCUGGAGGGGAUGUGACAAGACCUGGAGGGUCCCUCCGUCUCUCCUGCCAAGCCUCUGGAUUCACCAUCAGCAGCUAUUACAUGAGCUGGGUGAGACAGGCUCCAGGGAAAGGCCUGGAAUGGGUGGCAAGUAUAUAUUCUUCAUAUAUUUACUACUCUGACAAAGUGAAGGGUCGCUUCACCAUCUCCAGAGACGAUGCCAAAAGCCAGCUGUAUCUGCAGAUGAACAGCCUCAAAGCUGAAGACACAGCAGUCUAUUACUGUGCGAGAGACACAGUGAAAGGAAGUGAAUCUGGAGCUUGGCAAAAACCUGCCAUUCAUCAGAGCAGCCCUGCCAGUCCAUUCAGCCCCAGAAGAGAGCUCACUGAAACUCCUUUCAUUUUAGGUGUCCGAUCUGAGGUCCUGUUGGUGGAGUCUGGAGGGGAUUUCUUGUGUACAGGAAAGCUCACUGAAACCCCUUUCCUUUUAGGUUUUCAAUCUGAGGUUCUGUUGGUGGAGUCUGGAGGGGACAUGAGAAGCCCUGGAGGAUCCCUCCGUCUCACCUGCCAAGCCUCUGGAUUCACCUUCAGCAGCUAUGUUAUGAACUGGCCAGUAAGCUUUUCAGCUCCUUGGAGAACACUGCAACACCCACCAACACAAAGUUUGUGCAUCCUCCAGAAUCCUUUCCUAUCCAUUACCCUCCAUUCAUUUGAGGGAGCAAAAAUGAUCCUGUGGCUAAACCUGGUGUCCUUACUAGCAGUCCUCAGAGGUGUCCGAUCUGAGGUCCUGUUGGUGGAGUCUGGAGGGGAUGUGAGAAGCCCUGGAGGGUCCCUCCAUCUCACCUGCCAAGUCUCUGGAUUCACCUUCAGCAGCUAUGGAAUGCACUGGGUUAGACAGGCUCCAGGGAAAGGACUGGAAUGGGUUGCUAGAACUGGCGAUUAUUACUCAGACAAAGUGAAGGGACGCUUCACCAUCUCCAGAGACGAUGCCAAAAGCCAGCUGUAUUUGCAAAUGAACAACCUCAAAGCUGAAGACACAGCAGUCUAUUACUGUGCGAGAGACACAGUGAGAGGAAGUGAAUCUGGAGCUUGGCAAAAACCUGCCAUUCAUCAGAGCAGCCCUGCAAAUCCAUUCAGACCCAGAAGGCUUCCUCCUAAUUGUCAGGAGGAGGACAGAGCUGAUAUUGGUAUUGCAGUGUUAGAGCAUUUUCCAAUUGAAAGGGAAAAAAAGAAAAAAACAGGAAACCUCACCAAAGAAAAUCAACUGAGUAAUUAAACAGGAAAAAUAAAAAGCCUCCUGAAUGAUAGCAAUGACAAAAUGCUCACAGGUUCUGCUUUCAAAAAA